Messenger RNA from Lobosporangium transversale, 1743 nucleotides. RefSeq lists its product as hypothetical. The transcript has 4 exons. Bases 1 to 1743 code for a protein of 580 amino acids. The record is from RefSeq and is a predicted model, not a curated record. NCBI's taxonomy places the organism in Eukaryota, Fungi, Mortierellomycota, Mortierellomycetes, Mortierellales, Mortierellaceae.
AUGCCGAAAGCAAAAUCAGCCAGGGGUACUCGGAAUUCGCCAAUCUCUAGAUCUUCAACCACGAACAACAAAUCUCCAGCAAAAUCCAAAAACAACGAGUCUCCCAAGCCAAUUAAACUGAAACUUUUCUGCCUUGUGGAAGGAGAACCGGCAUUCUCAGUGAUCAUUCGUUCCGACCAAACUAUUGACGACUUAAAGGAUGCCAUUAAAGCAAAGAAUGAAAACGCUUUUAAUGGUACCGAUGCAAAGGAUCUUAUUCUCAAGCUCAUCCCUAAUGGUUCAACAGUAGAGGAACUAUGCAAGUUUCCUAAAGAGUCACUCAAGGUCCUUGACAACGUACUUGAGGAACUCCAUACUUACUUUCCUGACGGGGCAGCAGAUAAUCCCAUUUACAUUAUUGUUGAAGUACCGAAGCGAGUUUCGAAAAGAGAUCGAGAUCAGCUAGAGAAUGACGAGAGUGAUAGGAGCUCCUCUAAAAAGGUCAAGCUAGAAACCAUGAGCCUACUGGAGGCGAUUAGUGCAACAGAACUUGCCCAAAAGGCUAUAAUAAACGGCGUUCCUGAUCCCUCCGUCCUUUCGAGUAAAGAACUGGUUUCAGUACUUGAUAAUACUGGCACCUCAGUGACUCGGAAUGACCUAUACUAUUCAAUACCCCGAACGGCCAUUUCCCUCCAAAACGCAUCAUUUCAAGAAAUCGACGUGAUAUCCAGCCCUUGGGGGACAAAAUUUCCUGUGCUCAAGGUCCGAGAUCUGUACGUAAGAUCAGCUUUCAAAGAACUCUACGAUAAGAUCAUCAAUAAGUUUGGUAUAGACAGAGAUAUAAAGCCUGAUGCCCCCCAAAUGGUACUCACAGGGACAGCCGGUAUAGGAAAAUCAUCCUUUCUUGUAUACUUUGCUAUCCGGCUGCUUGCCACUAGCAAUGAGGAAGACCCACCUAUUAUCAUUAUCCAGCAAAAGGAAGAUACAAUGUGUUAUGCUUUCGGUGGACGAUCUGUUAUUCGAUAUGGGGACAUAGAGCAUUUUAGGCCCUUCCUGGAUCUACCCAGCACUUGGUUCCUAGUCGAUAGCUCACCAGCACCAAAGCUCAUGCUCGCCAGGACUAUCUUUUCAGUGUCGCCAAAAACUUUAAAUUCUGAGGAAAAUCUGUAUAAAGAAAUCGUGAAGGGAGUCCCAUGGAAAUACUACAUGGCUCCGUGGGAGCUAGAUGAGUUAAAAGAAUGCAGAGACAAGGUUGAAGCUUUUCAUAUGGUUCCGGAAGAUUUUAUGGAACACCUGUAUGAGAUGAUUGGUGAAGUGCAAAGAGUUGGUGAAGCUAGCCCGGACGUUAAAUGGUUCAAUACUCUUGAAUGUUACAAGGACAAGAUGCAAGGAUCGCUAUGGAUCCCAAAUAGCAAAAGAUUUGCCUGUGUGGAUAUGUUACUUGCUCCGAACUAUCUCCUUCAAGUUACGACGAACAAGGAUCAUGGCAUCAAAAGCAAACCCUUCAAAGCGUUUUUGAAAAGUAUGCGAGAAAAUAAGUGGAUUCACUCCUCUGAGGAGGUUGCACUUAUUUUUGUUGUUCCACAAGACCAGAUUAAGGAGUUCAAGAAACAAAAUUUUAAGACUGGGACAAAUCGUGUGGAUUCCAAAGCUACAAAGGAACUCCUAGAUGUCAAGCAAUAUAUUAUGGGGAUUGAUCUGCAAGCAGAACUUAGGCAAGCACCAAGACGCAUGAGAACUAGAAGAACAAGAACAGAGCGGUGA